AUGCAAAAGGCCCCCCCCCCCUUGUGUGACAGUAAGCUGAGCCUCAGUACCCACUGGAUGACCCCCGACCUGGUAGACUGUUCUCCAGUGGUGGAAACCAUCCCUGAUCUGGACCAUGUCCAAGUCACCGCUGACAACUCUCUGGACGUGGUGGAGAUGAUCAAGGAUUUACUCCGCGACCACUCCACCAUCAGCUACAACGAGCUGGUCACAGUCCUCAACAAGCUGGAGGACAUAGUGAACGUGAGUGUGCUGACAACAGAUCUUGGCCAAGCUCUGAUCAACAUCAUCUCUGACAUACUGGAGUCUGACAGCAACCUGCUUCCUUUCACCAACACGAUCCUGAACAUCACUGAGGCGGUGGGAGACAGGAUGGUGGGCUACGAGGGCUUCUACACACUGGUCGCUCCGGCCAUCGCUAUCUCAGUGGUGGACGUGGUUCCUGACCAGUUCGGCACUUUGACUUUCGGCGUGUUGUCUGAUCGCGUAGGGUCAACGCCUGAGAUUUUUAUCAACAGGUGUCCCUCUAGCAGCACAGUGGCCUUCAUCUCCCUGCCGCCGGUCCUGCAGCACAGUUUCCCACAAGGCGACCAGAACCAGAGCCCACCACGAGUCCAGUUUCAGUUCUAUGGUUUACCCAUGCUCUUCAAGAGCAGUGAAAGGGAUCGGACCCUCAACUCCUUUGUGGUGUCGGCCAGCGUGACCAACACCAGCUCCCCCAUCAAAGACCUGGAUGAAGACGUCCGAGUCACGCUCCAUCAUCUUAUACCCACAACACUUCACGACAACGUAAAGUGCGUUUACUGGAACUUCAAUAAAAACGACGGACACGGAGGCUGGGACGAUUACGGCUGCAGAAAAUACAACAGCAGCUCUGACUACACAACUUGUCUGUGUGAUCAUCUCACACACUUCGGAGUUCUCCUGGAUGUCUCUCGGACUCCGCUGGACCCGGCUAACGAGCAGAUCCUGACCAUUAUCACCUAUGUCGGCUGUGGAGUCUCAUCGCUGUUCUUGGGGAUCACUGUUCUCACCUACACAGUUUUCGAGAAGCUUCGUCGAGACUACCCCUCUCAGAUCCUCAUCAACCUCUGUCUGGCGCUGCUGGGCUUGAACCUGGUGUUCCUGGUCAACUCCUGGUUGUCCUCUUGGGGUCUGCGCGCCCUCUGUGUCACUGCAGCCGCCGCGCUGCACUACUUCCUCCUGGCCUCCUUCACCUGGAUGGGGUUAGAAGCCGUCAACAUGUACUUCGCCCUCGUCAAAGUCUUCAACGUCUACGUGCCCUCGUACAUCCUGAAGUUCUGUGCUGUGGGAUGGGGGCUUCCUAUGGUGAUCUGCAUCCUGGUGCUCGUCCUGAACAGAGAGGCCUACGGCAGUCACCUCUACACCGACACUCAGCCCAGAUUAGACACACUGGACCAAUCUGACGACUUCUGUUGGCUGCAGGACAAUGUGACAUUUUAUGUUUCCGUGGUCGCCUUCGCCGUGCUGAUCUUUCUCUUCAACACUGCGGUUUUUGUGGUGGUUUUGAUCCAGAUCCGCCACAUGCGAGCCAACAGCCCGGCUGGGAUCCGCAGUGGGCUGAUGCACGACCUGAAGGGAGUCGCCAGUCUCACCUUGUUGCUCGGACUCACGUGGACGGUUGGCUUUUGUACCUGGGGGCCGGCCAGAAUGGUGAUGCUGUACCUGUUCUCUGGACUCAACACCCUGCAAGGACUUUUCAUCUUCUUCUUCCACUGUCUGAUGAAGGAGAACGUCAGGAAACAGUGGAGGAUUCACCUCUGCUUCGGACGCUUUCGACUGGAGGAGUGUUCCGAGUGGAGCCACUCGGCCUCGGCUGGAGUUAUGGCCAAACCCGACUCCGAUCCUCCGAGAGCAUCGGUGCCCUCGGUCCACUCGGUCAAGUCCAGCUCCACGGAAAGCACGUCCGCUUCCUCCGACUCCAGCCAGAGGGACUCGUCCUGCAAGAGGCCGAAUCUAGGCCUUUUUGUGAAUUCCCCGAUCCUUCCUCGAGCCCAGAGAAGCCCGGCUCGGCCAGGAGGCCCCGCUGCUCAGAGGGAGAUGAACCCGACACCUGGCUGGAGGAGUCACCUGCUCGACCAGCGAGAACAAAGAUAA
Messenger RNA from Pleuronectes platessa (European plaice), 2118 nucleotides. Its product is annotated as adhesion G-protein coupled receptor G2. Gene Ontology annotation, molecular function: G protein-coupled receptor activity. The record is from RefSeq and is a predicted model, not a curated record. Bases 1 to 2118 code for a protein of 705 amino acids. NCBI's taxonomy places the organism in Eukaryota, Metazoa, Chordata, Actinopteri, Pleuronectiformes, Pleuronectidae. Gene Ontology annotation, biological process: cell surface receptor signaling pathway; adenylate cyclase-activating G protein-coupled receptor signaling pathway. The transcript is spliced from 15 exons. Gene Ontology annotation, cellular component: membrane.